UACGAAUAGCGGUCUCGGGCGCAGAUUAGUCGUAAUCUGGGUACAUUGCACUCUGCAGCGUCUCCAUUCUCUCUCCUCCCCCCCUCUCUCUCUUCGUCUUUCCUCCUGUCUUUCUCUAGCUCCUCUGUUAAUGAACGCGUCUCUCUCCCUCUCUGUCUUUUCUCUCUACCUCAAUGUACGCUCUACACAGUGUAUCCCUCGGUCGUACGUUCUCAUACACUCGAACAUCGACUUGGGACGACCCCGUCGAUGCAGACGUAUCCCAACUCGGAUAGACGCUAUCGUCGCCCGCUUGAUUAUUUCCCGGCCACUUCGACAGGAGAAGAUUCUCCAGUGCUCAUCCCCGUCGCCGCUGGCUUUGUAACCGCGAGAUUACCACGAUCGCGACAAAUGUUAUACCGGGACAACGGACUUACGGGAUCUUCACCGAAGUGGAAUUUCCCUAUUAUCCGUUUCAUCAUUUCGAAUUUGAUCUUCUCCCGGACUGCGUUGGGAUCCGGCGUGUAUUGGAUAUGGAAAAAUUGAAAGAUUUAUGGGUCCGCAAAAAGCGACGAGGUCGGUAAAAAAGUUACGCGAUAUUUGGUACAAUUCAAUUCGAAAUUGCUGCCGAAAGACACUCUUGAUACGCGGCGCUUCGCGGUUUCGCCCGCGACGCAAUUCAUAGAAAAGCACCGUGUUUAUCUCGGAAGAGGCGUAGGUCGAGAGCCUCAAAAAUUACCGCGUGCGCGAUAACUAUAGCAACAGUCCGAGAUAUCGAACAAACCGCGCAUCGCCUGGGCCGGAUUCAGUAUCGGGGAUUGCGUUAGCCGUGCGAAAAAUAUCCGUCCGAAUGUCCGAAGAAAAACGGGAUAGAGAGAGUAAGAAAGUGGCCGAGAGGGUCGUUUCUACGAAACGCGGUGACGUCUUUAAGAACGAAGUGGCCGCAGAUAAUAUUCGCAAGGAGACGAAUUUGCUCGAAAGCCUGUCGCGAUGGUCGUGGCCGCAGAGAUACGAGCACCUGACCGGGCGAUUUUUUAGCCAGGUGCUGGCGGAGGAAUGCAGAAAAGCGGGACUUCCGGCGAACACUUUCGAGCGUGACCCGCCGGAAGACGCGGCCGAACGUUCGCCGAUUCCUUUGAAAGCGUCACCGGCCUUCCCCAGGACGACAUCCGCCCAGAUCGGCCAUCGCUCAUCCCGCGCGGAGCACAGCCUGGAAUUCGCGGGUCGUCUCUACGUCUCGCCGAGGUGGACGAUCGACCCCCCCGCGGACGCCACGCAAUUGCGCGCGACGCAGCAGAAAUUUAUCUUCCUCGGUUGAGAGAAAUCUUGACCGACCUUUCGAAGAAACGGCGCACCAGUUCAAGUAGCGCAAUAGUAGAGUUUCUAUGUCGAACGAGCGAGAGGAUAGAAAAGUAAUCCGCGUCGUCACAAUUUGAUUAUCCCGCCAAUAUUUAGCAGGGUUUCUUAAUACGCUUUUUGUAUGCCAGACAGACGUCCUUACGUUUUUCAGUCUUUCGUGCCAAAUGUCGGCGACGAAAGUAGCUUCUGCGCGAAACUUUUCUUGGAUUGUAUUUGGAGUUUCGUUUUUUUAUUAUUAUCCCGGUAAUAUUUAGCAGGGUUUCUUAAUACGCUUUUUGUGUGCCAGACAGACGCCCUUACGUUUUUCAGUCUCUCGUGUCAAGUAUCGCCGACAAAAGUAGUUUCUGCGAGAAACUUUUCUUGGAUUGUAUUCAGAUAGUUUAAGAUAGGUCAAUUAUAUCGUCGAUUUAAUUAUAUCAUUACGAGUACUAAAAGUCGCCGGCCUUGCGUGAAUUUUCGUGGUCGUCGGGUGACGAGAUUAAUUCAGGACUGCAGAUAUUGUCGGUCAGUUUUUGGUGGGAAAAUUUCAUAGAAAUACGUAACACGGUAUUCCGUAAGGCUGGUUCUACGUAAGUCGCACGCCGCAAGGAAUCGGCCAAUGACGGUCGAUUAUUCUUUUCGAUAUUCGGCUGCGAUUGGUCGAGUUCUUGCGACUUGCCGUAUCUAUUGUAGAACCUGCGAAAAUAUUCGCACAUUUAUGCAACUACAAAGCAUUGAAAUUGUAUAAAAUAUUAAAAUAAAACAAUGCGAUUAUAAAUAU
Messenger RNA from Vollenhovia emeryi, 2098 nucleotides. RefSeq lists its product as uncharacterized. The record is from RefSeq and is a predicted model, not a curated record. The transcript has 3 exons. The coding region runs from base 830 to 1297 and encodes 155 amino acids. NCBI's taxonomy places the organism in Eukaryota, Metazoa, Arthropoda, Insecta, Hymenoptera, Formicidae.